This is a messenger RNA of Biomphalaria glabrata, 544 nucleotides long. RefSeq lists its product as uncharacterized. Bases 59 to 421 code for a protein of 120 amino acids. NCBI's taxonomy places the organism in Eukaryota, Metazoa, Mollusca, Gastropoda, Planorbidae. The record is from RefSeq and is a predicted model, not a curated record. The transcript is spliced from 4 exons.
UGGGGUGUACACUGUAGAAACAAAUGCAAUAGCGAUUGUCCAGACUUAUGCCGUUUUGAUGAUGGACUGUGUAAUAAUGGCUGCUUUGGAUAUAGUGAUCCACCAGAUUGUACUAAAGCAUGUAAAAAAGGAACAUGGGGUGUCAACUGUACUAAGACUUGCAGAAAACAAUGUUUUGAUUUAUCAUGUGACAGAAAUACUGGAUUGUGUGAUAGUGGAUGUGCUGGAUUUAGUGAUCCUCCGUACUGUACUAAAGCAUGUGAAGAUGGUUGGUUUGGAAAUGAAUGUCAAUAUAAAUGCCACUGUCAAAAAUCGUGUAGCCCUGAAGGUGAAUGUCCUGAUAAAUGUGAUGAUGGUUGGUUUGGUUACAAGUGUCAAUAUAGUUCAGUUCCAUACAAGGCUGUUACCAAGCCCAAUCUAGUUGAUGUUUCAACUAUUUUAAAUGAUGACAAUGAGACAACGUGUAUUGAUACCAAGGUAGACUUUGCACAACUGGACUUAAUGAACAUUUAUUAUAACCCAUGGAUCAGAUUGUUUACUGAGA